This is a messenger RNA of Hymenoscyphus albidus, 2253 nucleotides long. The record is from the annotation of a GenBank genome assembly. NCBI's taxonomy places the organism in Eukaryota, Fungi, Ascomycota, Leotiomycetes, Helotiales, Helotiaceae.
GGCUUGCUCUGGACCUGUACAAACUUGUCGCAACGUGCGUCUCGAGGAUUCACAAUGUCAAUGAUUACAGCGACCGCGUGGGUGCCCCGUGGAUUUGCUGCGCCAUUCCCUACCAAGUAUGCAUUCGACGAGGACGAAUUUCAGCGCAUCGCAGAACUCGCAAAGCUUCAACUCGACGACGCGAAUGAGGAUUUAGAGGCGGCUAAGAACCAGGCUGGACCGCGCGAUGGAAAGCACAACGACGACGGGGAUUCCGGUUCUGAUGCAGAAGAAGUACCCAAAACAUUGAAGUCGAACGAGUACGUUACUCAGCGACUUCCCGCCAUGUUGUUACUAACACAGAUUCACAGGGACGAUGACGAUGACCUCAAAGAGUAUGACCUCGAGCACUACGAUGAAGAUGUUGAGAUGGACCAGGAAAAGCAGGGCGAUGGUAUGGGCAUGUUCGGAAAUGUCAAGUCGCUCGCAUACCACGAUUCCAAUGAAGAUGACCCAUACAUCACCAUGGCGGCGAAUGAGGAAGAUGACGAGGACCGAGAAGAGCUUCAGAUACUCGCAACCGACAACAUGUUAUUGGCAGCAAAGAUUGAGGAUGAAGUUGCACAUCUGGAGGUGUAUGUUUACGAGGACGAAGCCGACAAUCUUUAUGUUCAUCACGAUCUCAUGCUUCCAGCGAUUCCUCUGUGUAUAGAAUGGCUGGAUAUUCCGGUAGGGAAAACAAGCGUGGAAAAAGACUCGAGAGCAAACUUUGUGGCUGUGGGGACAUUCGAUCCGGAUAUUGAAAUAUGGGAUUUGGAUACUGUCGAUUGCAUGUAUCCAAAUGCAAUUCUCGGACAAGGAGGGGAAGGUGCAGAAGAUAAAAAGAAGAAGAAACGUAAGAAGUCUAAGAAGGCCAAUGAUGACCACCAUGUGGAUGCAGUUCUUUCGCUUGCCGCCAAUCGACAACACCGAAAUCUUCUUGCCUCCUCUUCAGCAGAUAAAACUGUCAAAUUGUGGGACCUGAACACUGCCAAAUGUGCCAAAUCAUACACUCAUCAUACCGAUAAAGUGUGCGCGCUUGCAUGGCAUCCAAAGGAGUCAACCAUCUUACUUAGUGGAAGUUAUGACAGAACAGUCGUUGCAGCGGAUAUGAGGGCACCCGACGCAAAAGCUCCAAGAUGGGGCGUCGAGAGUGAUGUUGAAAGUGUUCGAUGGGAUCCACAUGAUCCAAAUUAUUUCUAUAUCUCAACUGAGAACGGUAUUAUCCACUUCCAUGACAUUCGAAAUAUUCCAUCGAGCCCUGCAGCAAGCAAACCCGUUUGGUUUCUCCAGGCACAUGACGAAUCCGUGUCGGCUUUCGACAUAAAUCCAGUCAUUCCAGGUUUCAUGGUCACCGGUUCUACAGACAGACAGGUCAAGCUGUGGAACAUUCAGCCUUCUGGGCCCACGAUGGUUGUCAAACGAAAUUUGGAAGUCGGAAAGAUCUUCUCAACGGUAUUCGCCCCAGACGAAGAGGUCGGUUUCAGAUUAUCGGUUGCGGGCAGCAAAGGGGUUGUACAAGUUUGGGUAAAUACUUCCACCAAAGGUUCGUCAUGAAAACUAACAAAUUUUAUAGGAUACAUCCACCAAUCCAGCAGUCAGAAGGGCGUUCGCAGAUAGAGUGACUCCGGUGGAAGGGGAGAUCAAGGAAAGAUUAGUUGGGGUUAGAGACGACAGCGACGAAUCGGAAGAUGAUAAUGAACCCGAAGGAGAGACAGAGCAAAAUGGAGAAGGGGGAUGGGAAUCUAUGGAAGAAGAUUGAAACGACCGAGAUGAUGGGGAAAAAAACUAGAAAUUCAUGCCGAAUUGGCCAGUGAAGAUCAUCAUCUUUCAGGUUCCUGCAGCUCAUCAUUAUAUCCAGGGAUCGGCAAACCUGGGUUUGAAACCAAGCCAGAAGUACAGACUUGAGGAUAUGGGGCAAUAUAUUCCGCAAUGGGAAUACUUGCAAGACGAACAAAUGUGUGGUUGUGUUCGAUUUUAUGGAUAGCGGGGUCUUGUUAUGGCAUAGGUACUGACAAUUUCGAACGUUUAUGUGCAUGAAUGAUAGUCGGCUACGAUAAUACCCCACUCAACCAAAUCUAUUUUCAACCAUCAAUCGCGGAUCUUGAACCGAAUUUUACUGCUUGCCAGUUAAUAGUGGACUGAAUCUGAACGGAAUAUGGACAGAUGACGCAACUCAUGUUACCCAACCACCUGCGGCUCCCAGGCCUCUUGAUGGCGCCCACGUUGAUGCCA